This is a messenger RNA of Caenorhabditis elegans, 461 nucleotides long. It is a transcript of the gene F26G1.10, whose product is annotated as TransThyretin-Related family domain. The record is from RefSeq and is marked reviewed. Bases 3 to 461 code for a protein of 152 amino acids. The transcript has 2 exons. Lineage: Eukaryota; Metazoa; Nematoda; Chromadorea; Rhabditida; Rhabditidae.
CAAUGAAUACUUUUCUUCUUUUAUUCACCCUACUUUUGGUUAUCCCAAAAUCUGCAUUUUCCUAUAAUGAAUCCAAUUUCAAAAUUGAAGGAAUCUUAAGGUGCAAAGGAACACCUACCCGAGGAACCAUCUUGAUGGUUGAUGACAAUCUUGAUCAUUGGGAUCACCUCUUGGACGAAGUCGAAGUCUCGGACGACGGAGUAUUCGUGUUAUACGGCUGGCUGCCUGAUGAAUGUCUCCAUGUUAAAUUAUUUGUUGAACACGGAUGUACUAUAGAGCGAAAUGAUGAAGAAAGUCGAACAACCCGCGACAUAUAUUCUGAAUAUUCCAUUGCCUCAAAACACUUGGAAACCCACAAUCAUGAUUGGACGUUUAGCUUUGAGCUGGUGUAUAUGGUAGCUGAGAGAUCGUGGCCUAAAUUUUCUAUAUACAGAUACUGGUUACAUGUGAAACAAACGUAA